This is a messenger RNA of Aspergillus terreus NIH2624, 996 nucleotides long. RefSeq lists its product as uncharacterized. The record is from RefSeq and is a predicted model, not a curated record. Lineage: Eukaryota; Fungi; Ascomycota; Eurotiomycetes; Eurotiales; Aspergillaceae. Gene Ontology annotation, cellular component: preribosome, large subunit precursor. Gene Ontology annotation, molecular function: protein binding. The transcript has a single exon. The coding region runs from base 1 to 996 and encodes 331 amino acids.
AUGUCAUCGCAGGUAGUGGCUACCUCGCCGGCUGCCACUGAAGGAGGACAUACUGCAUCCAUCAAGGCCGCCAAAUUCGUCUCCCCCAACUCAAUCGUUUCGGCCGGUCUCGAUCGCACCGUGCGUCUGUGGAAAUACUCUGAAAGUGACGAUGGAUUCUCUGGGACGAUCGCACCUCAGCUUGAGCUUUAUGGACACAAGCUCGACAUUAACUCGCUGGCUGUGCAUGCGCCCUCGAACCGAAUCCUCUCCGCCUCGUCAGACCACAUGGUGGGCUUCUGGUCGACCAAGAAAUCGGAUGCCCCCGCCGCUCCCGAGAAUCUCCUCCCCUCUGCCGCGUCGCGGAGCUCCAAGAGAAGAAAGCUGAACUCCUCCGUGAGCACGCCCCAGCGCGGACCUUUGGCGCUGAUGUCGGGCCACACCGCGCCCGUGUCGGCUGCCAUCUUUGACGCCAACGACUCGACCGUCGGUUACUCCACGUCUUGGGAUCAUUCCCUUCGCACAUGGGAUCUGGUUACGUCUUCUCUGGUCGACACACGGACGACGUCUCACUCGCUUCUUGCUCUCGCUCACCUUCCCGACCACCAUCUCCUCGCUGCUGGUACAUCCGCUCGCCAUAUCACCCUCAUUGAUCCUCGUGUAUCCGCCGCUACAAUUGCGGCGAUGACUCUGCGCGGACAUACCAACGCUGUCGUGUCGCUGGCCCGCGACCCUCAUAGCAACUACGGGCUGAUCAGCGGCAGCCAUGAUGGUACUUGUCGCAUCUGGGAUAUCCGAGCCACGAAAACGGACAAGGAUGGUGUGGUAGGCGAGAGCGUAUACUCCAUCACCCGAAAGAGCCUUGAGGAGGAAGGCAAGUCGGCCUCUAAGCGUGUCGGCGGUGAAGGUGUCAAGGUGUUUGGCGUGUGUUGGGACGCGGCCGUGGGCAUCGUCAGCGCUGGUGAGGAUAAGCGCAUCCAGAUCAACCGUGGAGAGGGCGUGUUGUCUUCCACGUAA